Messenger RNA from Drosophila pseudoobscura, 501 nucleotides. RefSeq lists its product as uncharacterized. The record is from RefSeq and is a predicted model, not a curated record. NCBI's taxonomy places the organism in Eukaryota, Metazoa, Arthropoda, Insecta, Diptera, Drosophilidae. Bases 29 to 334 code for a protein of 101 amino acids. The transcript has a single exon.
UCCUUUAAAAACUCAAGCCACUCCGGACAUGGCAGACAUUCAACAGUCAGCCAGCAGCAUGGAAUCAUCCAGCGGUACCGCCUACGCUCUGUUCUUGCACCGCCAGGAGUUGCAACGCCGCCAGAUGCUGUACACCAAGGUUUCGAGGACCAAAAUCCAGCUGACAAAGGAACUGAUUGCCAAGCAGAAGCAACGGCUGGGCGCCUGCACCAACGAGGAUCUGGAGAUCCUCAACAGAGAGACGCAGUUCAAGCGAACGCUCCAGCAGAAGCUCAAGCAUCGCAGCAAGCAGCUCAAAGCCAUUGCCAGGCAACAGGAGAGACGAGAAAGCUGACUAGAGGGCGGGCAAACCCCCCUCUUUUUUCCACUAUAGUUUUACCGUUACCCCCCUCCUGGGGAGCACAAGUUUAAUUAGUUUUAGCUUAACGUAAAUGAUGUGUGCUUUUCCAUAGUUUAACUUAGCUUAGAGCUCAAAGAAAUAAAAUUUCCUAUGCAAAUCAA